AGAGAAAGCAGAGAGCAGCCCAAGAGCCCGAGGGCUGCAUAAAGAGAAGGGCUGGGCUGGGCUGGCACCAGCCUGGGAGCUGGCAGGCAGCUGGCAGAGAAGCCAUGGAUUCCCAGAAGGACGUGCUGGGGGAUGAUGAAAAGGCACUUCUUGCCAGAAGGCUACUGGCAGAAGCCUGUAUGAAGGAAGGAUUGGAUGAUACAUACUGGCUCCCCAAACUGUCUGAGGUACUGGGAGUGAAGUCCAUAGAAGCCCUGAAACAUCUGCAAUAUGAAGACUACCUGAAGCUGGAGUGCAAAGUUCGGUACCCCUGGGAAACCAGAGCCCUCCGAAAGCUCCUACAAGUCACAGACAGCAAAGCAACUUCUGAGGAGCUGCAGAAGGAGCGCCUGAAGAUGACAAAGCAGAGGCAGGAAGAGGCCAAGCAAGCCCUGAAGGAGCUGAAAGAAUAUCACGAGAGCCGCAGCCACAGCAAGGACGUUAUGAAACAGAAAGAGGAAGCUCUGUGGCAAGCCUUGGAGAUUCCCAAAGAGUACUGGGUGCUGCCGCAGAAGUCAUUGGCAGAUGUGCUGGAGUGCAUCCAGAAGCAACUGGAGCAGCAGGACUCAUCAGUGAGCAGGGGUGAGAAUGCCUCUGACACAGAGGUCCUGAGAAUGGCAUCAGGGGGACUGGCCCUGCAGGGCAUCUAUAGAACCAGCAGCCUUGCCGAUGUGCUGGCAAAGCGCGACCAGCUCAUCAAGGUCCCUGACGGAUUCAAGCUUGCUGGUCCAGAGCACGGAUCACUGCUGGAAAGGAAGGAGUUCUCCUCCUCUGCAGAAGAAGCCACUUUCACCAAGUCCAUGGAGCAGCUGGGGUUCAGCAUCAGUGUUUCAGCCAAAGCCGGGUUCUGGGGGUUUAGUGUUGAAGCUGAUGUAGAUUACAGUAAGUCCUCACGGUCAGAGAGCACUCACCAGUCCCACUCUGAGCAGAGCUACAUUUGCACCACCAUGUACCAGUACAUCCCUCUGGCCUCCUGCUACUUCCAAAAGGAUCAACUUCAUCUUUCGGAUGCUGCCCUGAAGGAGCUGCAAGAACUUGAGCAUCUUUUGAGCAUCACUGCUGAGGGAGACAGGCCCAACAUGCUGAAGAGCAGGUGUACAAGCUUCUUCAGAAGGUUUGGGUCCCACGUGAACCAGGGUCCCCUCCACUUUGGGGGGAUAUUCUGGUGGAAGGCAACUGCAGAAGGAUUCAGGGCUGAGCAGCGGGAGGAGAUGAAGCAACAAGCUUCUGAAGCACUCAGUAGCUAUGUUGGGGCCAGCUACAGAUGCUUGGGUGUCAGUGCGGCAGCAGCUGUGGAUGUUUCCAAGUCCAGCUUUCAGGCUUCGUUCCAGGGAAGAGAUGCAAGGAGUGCCUACACAGCAGUCCAUUUCCAUGUGACCAAAACAGGGGGCCCACCUGAGACAGAUUCUCUUCCUCAGUGGAAACUGGGUCUUGUAAGCAAUAACACGACCUGGCGUGUCAUUGACCGAGGUUUUCAGCUGAUCCCAGCGUGGGAGAUAAUCCUCUCCAAUCACACCAAUGAUUUUAAGUCCGUCUAUCAAGUGGCCAGCAGCCUCAAGGCUGCCUAUGAAGCACUGACAAAUCACAGCACUGGCAUCAUGUUUGGAGAGGAACUGGUCAGCGCAGUGGAAGAGGCCAGAGAUUUCACAGAGUGCGUGAAGGCCUGGGAGAUGGGGGUGGAUGAAAGCAAACUCUUAGCACUGAUGGAUUUCAAGCAGAAUCUGAAUGAGAAAACAAAAAACCACAGUGUCUGGAUCAAUGUAUGCCUGUCAGAUAAAGCGCUGCAGGAGUUCCUGCUCAAUACUGUUCAGUUUUGCAAGAGCUCCCCUCCAGAAAACAUCACCCUCAUCAAGACCCUGAUGAGAUGCCUCCUGGAUCCUCAUGUCUAUUCUGUCAGGGACUUCCCCAGGUCUUCCUUCAUUAUGGAAUGGAUCUUUGAUACUGAGCACCCGCUUCCCGAACCUCCUGAUGUUUCUGAGCUUGAAGACCUCACCAAGACACUGCUGCAGAUGAAGAAGUACAUCCAGAGAGUCACUUAUGCCCCAGACACCUCUGUGUCUGCCAUCCAUGAAGCAAAGAUAAAAGCCACCUUGACUGCAAGCCUAAGUGUUUAUUCCUUACUCCGGUAUCUCCAGGAAAGGGCACAGAAAGACAUAGAGCUCUUGGUGCUCUUAAUUACGACCAGAGUGGGAUACCAGGUGGAAAGUAGCACUUUUCAGUACCUCCUUGGAUGUCCAGAAAUUCACUUCAUGAUAGAAGAAAUGGAAAUGCGGCAUCAGGAGUACCUGAAUCUGAAGGAGCAAGAUGUUUACAGAGCCCAGGCCUUCCUGUUGCUGACAGGUCUAACUGUAGCACCUGAAAAAGAAGUGUCCUCCGAAGAGAAGGACAAAUGUUUUGUUUUGAUGGAAGAUCAGAUGAAAACGUUGUGGUCCAGUGAGAUAAGAACUCUCCUCAAAAAGCACAAGGGAUUCAAAGACUGGGAGAUGCUGGAGAGUGACUUGAAUUCUUUCAUUGAGGGGCACGUGGAUGACACAUGGGAUGAGCUGAAGAAAAUCAGUAUAAUCCAAGACAUAGAAGACACUUUUCAAAGGGUAGAGCCUUCCAGUCAGUCCAAAUCCAAACCAGAAGGCAGUGAAUCCCAAGCAAACCAACCUGUUGCAAACCAAGAGUUUCUCCAUUUGCUUGAGCGCCUCGGGCUGGAAAGUCACUACCCAAGGAAAAUGGGGACAGAAGACUUCCAUAUCAUAUACAAGACACCUUUACAUGACAGUCAGCCCAGCAAGGACAGCGAGCUACCAUUUCACUUCUUGCAAAAGCUUUUGACUGUGGACUAUAGAGUGAGGUACCUGACCUGCAAGAACCAGAGCAACCCAGCAGCAGCUGUGCCCAAACCCACAGAGCAAGAGUGUGAACCUUCAAAUUCCUUUGAUGACUUUUUCUCUGAUUUGGAGGAACAAGCAUCUGAAUCUGCAGCUGGGGACAGCCAUGUGCACCCCAUGGACCUCCAGAUGGCAAUUUUCCAUUGUGCUGAUGACUUCAUGAGGCAAUACAUCUCAACAAAACUUGCUUUCUGCCAGUUUGCGUUACCUCUCCUGGUACCAAACCCCUGCACUUCACAGAUUGAGUUCCCGAUCUGGUCCCUCAGCCAAAUCAAAAAGAGCUGGAAGGAGGCUGAGAAGCUGGGAGAGCAAACAAGGAUUAACAGUUACAAAAACAAACUCAUUUACCAGGCAGAGACACCCAUCGUGUCCUUCAUCCGCAUCGGCAGCUCUCCCUCCUCCUCCAAGUCUCAAAUCCUGAACUCUUUGCUGAGCCAGCACAAGCAUGACACUUUUUUCCACCGCCACUGCCAAGGCAGCACCAGAGACUGUUUGCUGAUGAAAGGUGUGGUGGAGAUCUCCUGGUACUGCCCCAGGGGCAGCGACGAUGACAGCUUUGACUGCUGCGUGGCCUUCUGUAACCUGCGUGGGGACGCGAGGGAUUCCGAAGAGCAGCUGCGUUUUCUGCAGGAGAUAUCUGCUGUGAACGUGGCUCUGGUAGCUGAGUCUGAUCAGAGUGACAAGAAAGGGAUGAUGAUUUUACGUCAGCUGUGGGAGUCGCAAAGGCCUUUGGUUUGUCUUUUCACUGAAAAAGAGAAAGUCGCAGCUGGCCGAUCUGGCCACAAUGUAAGAAUAGGUAUCAAGAACAGAAACGAAGCAGAAUUAGUGGGUGAGCUGACCAAGACAAUCAAAGAUCUCCUGGAAGGGUCUAACACACUUUUCAGCCUCGAUGGCUGCCAGGACAAAGCUCGCAAGCACGGCUUCUUAGUGGAUGAAGAUACAGCAGCGUGUGUGGCGGCCAAAGAAAAGGCAAAGGCGCUGGUGAAGCUUCUGAAGAAGGAGAGGUUGCGUGACAUGAAAUCCCAGCUGCUGCCUCUUCAAGGGAAGCUGUGGUACAUGUGGUGCAAGAAGGACAAAGAGCUCACUCGCCUGCAGGAGAAGGGGAACAAGAGCAUAGAGCAUCACCGGAGCCAAACCGAAUCAGAGAAGUCAGUAAUAAGGAGAAAGCAACUGUGCAAAGCGUUCCCCCUCAAUGAGCUGAUGAAGUCGUUCCUUGGCUUUUUCCAGUCACAGACAGCAGAUACCAAGAAAUACUUCUUGCAGUGGAUGAAGGUCUUUAUGGAUGACUUGUCCUCUGAUCGCCUGGAUGAACUCAAGAGACGGUAUCACCAGUUAUGGUCUGACAUCCUGGCCAUGAAGAAGUGCAGUGAGGAAAAUGAUCUGAAAUCCAUGUGCCUGAGUCAGUUAGAGGCCCUCUCCAACGAAAUCAACGAUUCCUCUAUUGGCCUUGAGCACAUUUUAAGAGAGGUAGGGCAGAUUUACGAAGCUCUGGAGUCAAUGAACUCAAAGGAUCAGUGUUUUGCCAAACUGCCUGACGUUGCAGUUGAUCUGAUGGUUUCAGGAUACCCCAUUGAGCUGAUGGAUGGAGAUGCAUCUUACGUCCCGUUACGAUGGAUCGGAGCAGUCUUUGACAGGUUAAUUGAGAAGCUGGGAGAUAAGCGAGUGUUCGUCCUUUCAGUGCUUGGCAUCCAGAGCACAGGGAAGUCAACCCUGUUGAAUGCCAUGUUUGGUCUCCAGUUUAAUGUCAGUGCCGGCAGAUGCACCCGGGGAGCAUUUAUGCAGCUAAUUAAACUGGACACGAAGCUGCAAGAAGAUGCUGGCUUUGACUACAUGCUAGUGGUUGACACAGAGGGGCUUCGUGCGAUAGAGGUGGCCAACAAACAGUCCCUCAAUCAUGACAACGAGCUGGCCACCUUUGUCAUUGGCAUUGGCAACAUGACUCUGAUAAAUAUCUUUGGGGAAAAUCCUUCAGAGAUGCAAGAUGUCCUUCAGAUUGCUGUGCAGGCUUUUCUGAGGAUGAAGCAGGUCAAUCUUUCCCCCAGCUGCCUGUUUGUACACCAAAAUGUGGGAGAGAUAACAGCCAAGGAGCAGAACAUGGAAGGGCAAAGACGUCUGCAGGAAAAGCUGGACAAAAUGACAGUGACAGCUGCCCAGCAGGAAUUCUGUGAUGCCUCCUGCUUCAGCGACGUCAUCCGCUUUGAUGUGAACACCCACAUCCACUACUUUGCCCACCUGUGGGAAGGAAACCCCCCGAUGGCACCACCCAACCCUACCUACAGCCGGAACGUUCAGGAAUUAAAAACCAAAAUCCUCCAAGCUGCCAAGAAGGAGUCGCAGGGCAGUGUUUUGAGGCUCUCAAGCUUGAAGGUUCGUAUCAGUGACCUCUGGAGUGCUUUGCUGAACGAAAACUUUGUGUUCAGCUUCAAGAACUCAGUGGAGAUUGCGACAUACAAGAAACUGGAAACCGCGUUUAGUGACUGGACCUGGCAGCUGAGGAGUUACGUCUUAGACUUGCAGGUGAAACUGGACAAUAGGAUUCGCAAUGGAGACUUGCAGAAAAUCACACCAGAAGACCUUGAGAUUCCAGUGCAAAAGACAAGUGAUGCCAUCAUGAAAAAGAUGGAGCAAUAUUUCAGUGAAGACACAGACAGUGAGAUCCUGGUCCAGUGGAAGAGCAGCACAGAACUGAAGCUGAGAGAACUAAAAGACUCUCUUCUCCUGGAAACAAGAAAGAAGUGUGAGAGUCUUAUUGAGCUGAAGAAGAGCCAGUGUAAAUUGGAUGAGAGGAAGUCAGGCUACGAAAACGAGCUCCUAGAAAAGAGUAGGCAGUUGGCUCUGUCUCUGAAAGGCAAGAGGCUCAGAGAAAUGGAACUGCGAGACAACUUUAUUUCCCUCUGGGCUACCUGGAUUAUUGAGGUCGCCUCUGAUGCUCCCCCUCUGGAAAAAGUGGAUAUUGAUGUGGAAAUAGAAAAUGUCCUCCUAGAGCAGUUUAAGGAGCCCAACUUACAUGAACGAAUCAGGACCUUUCCCACAUACAGGCAGUUUGCUCUUGACAAGGAGAAACAUGUUGCCAAGAAAAAAAAGUGGGGCAUCAUCAGUGGGACUUUGGAUAGCGCCGAGGUGGAGAAUAUCAACUACAUCACUAAGAACAUCAUAGCGCGUGUGGAGGCGAACAUCGACAGGAAAGAGAAGGAGAAAAGGGAUUACAGCCGAAGUUUUAUUCAUGAGAUACUGAACGAGGUACAGAAGGGCAUGGACACCGUCCCCAGCCAUGCAAAAUACAGCUUCAAAAAAGACUACAGGAUAGAUCUCUCGAUCUACCUGUGCAGAAUGGCAGCGAAGAGGUUUAAAGCCAUGCGCGAGGCGUUCGAAGAGGCAAAUGAUCCGACUGUCUACCUGGAGAGCAAGAGAGAAGAUUUCUUCAGGUGCUUCCAGAUUUCCUGCCAAGGAGCCACUUCCAUCACCAUGUUUGCUGGUUUUUUAUGUGACAAGAUUUCUCCAGCUCUUCGCCAGGCAGUUUACGAGAGGACAGCCCUUGCCAUAGCUCGAGACGUGAAGGGUAAGGUCCCAGAAUUCACAGGCAACAGGUACUCCCUGGAGGUUUGCCUACUGAAAUACCUGGCAGAGGAAGAGAAUUUUGAGUACUUCAAGCAGUACUUAAUCAACCCAAAAGAUACUUUGGAGAGUUACAUUGAGACACGUGUUAGGAAGUACUGUUUAGAUGAGAACAGGAGGCUAGAGAAGUUUUUGGAUGACUCCCUUACUCACCUCUACGAAAGCAUCCAGUCAGCAGUUUUUGCCUCAACCAAAGUUGUCAAGGACCGAAAGGACAGGAAUGACAAAAUCUCCCUUUGGCUGGACAAUUUUUGCAGCACGCUUGCAGAGGUGCUGAACCUGCCCAGGAGGGACCUGAAGGGCAUUGAACAUCAGGAGAUAGCAGACAUAGAGUUCCUGAAUAAUGCCAUGACAGAAGCACUGCUUUUCAUGAAGGAUCAACUCAAGAAAGAGCUUGCUGGCGCCGAUAUGAGCUCAUUUGAACAGCAGCCUCACACAAUCCUGGCUAAGCAGUUUGCAGGGUGCUGGAAUAUGUGUCCCUUUUGUGGGGCUGUUUGCACAAACACCAUACAAAACCACGAUGGAAACCAUCAGGUCAUCUUCCAUCGUCCACAAGCUUUAAUAGGGUGGAAGUGGCGUAAGACAGACCAUCUGGUCAUUGACAUCUGCUCUAGCAGCGUUGGGAGCGAUAACACCUUCCUGGUUGAUGCAGACACAUGGAUCCCCUUCAAGAAAUACAGGGAGGCAGGAUAUCCUUACAACACUUGGAACAUUCCCCCUGACACAUCCAUGCAAGCAUACUGGAAAUGGUUUGUGUAUCAUUUCAGAGCGAAUUUGGAGAAGCUCUACAGUGGAAGAUUCCAGGGUAAAGGAGAAAUCCCUCCGUUGUGGAAGACAAUUACAAAGGAUGAUGCACUUGGUGAACUGGAGAGGCUUCAUGGCCAAGUUAACAAGAAGGGAGAACUGCAGUCGCUGUGUGUUUGAGAAGGAAAUGCUACAAGUCUCCACAGCCCUGAUUCCAAGAGAGAUGUGGAGAUACUGCAUCAUGUCCAGAGAAGGGCCAUGAGGAUGAUCAAAGGGCUGGAGCAGCUCUGCUGUGAGGACAGACUGAAAGAGUUAGAAUC
Molecule: messenger RNA, 7597 nt
Organism: Pogoniulus pusillus (Red-fronted tinkerbird)
Lineage: Eukaryota; Metazoa; Chordata; Aves; Piciformes; Lybiidae
Product: interferon-induced very large GTPase 1-like
Exons: 2
Coding region: 105-7457 (2450 amino acids)
Molecular function (GO): GTP binding
Source: RefSeq, a predicted model, not a curated record